Messenger RNA from Entrophospora candida, 455 nucleotides. The record is from the annotation of a GenBank genome assembly. Lineage: Eukaryota; Fungi; Glomeromycota; Glomeromycetes; Entrophosporales; Entrophosporaceae.
GACCUGGGAGUGAACCAUCAGAGAACCAUGUUAAAGCUGAAUUUUGGACAAAAAUUCUCUCCAAUGCUUUCACUUUAUAUAAUUCCAGGUUUAUUCCAAUAUGUGAGUAUCAUCUUCUUCUUCCAGGUCAUGGAGGAGAUGGUUCAUCAUGGUCUGACUUUGCUGCCAUAGUAAACAACCAGACAAAUACACAGUUUCCAUUUUUACUAAUUGAGUUUGAGCAGAAUGGAUUCGAAAACCAUAAAGAUGAGGUGGUGAUAGUAUCAGAAGCUGUGCAUGAAUUCAAUCAUAUUUUAUCAUUGGGACAUUUUCUAACAGAAGAUGAAUCAACUCUUUUAUACAUUCACACCAGGAAUAAACUCACUUUAAAUCUUAAAUCCAAUAAUGCUGAGACUGAUAUUGAGAAUGUGUUGCAAUUAAUUUCAUAUCUGCAAGAAAUUGUCUGUCAAGAUUGA